UGUAAUAUCAAGAUAAUAAAAUAAUAACAAAAACUAAAUGUUUCCUGUGGAGUCAGAAACAUAUCACGUUAAUAAUAUCCGUCAACUUUAAUAAUUUUGAAAAAGCGCUCCUAAGUUUUCAGAUAAAACAAUUAAUAAAACGGCAACUUGGUAAUCUCACGACACCGACCGCAUGUGUUUCACAUAAGAAAAAAUAAAUAGAUAAAAUGGCCCGGAAAAAAAACAUAAAAAAGAAACUUGAAAUAGUUUUUGAUCCUCAAAAAAGAAAAGAAUUUCUUAUAGGCUUCCGAAAACGAAAAAAUGAAAGGCGUAAACGAGCUAAAGAACAGAUUGAACGUUGCCUUAAGGAGGAACGCAAACGUAUACGGCAAGAGAUCAAGGAAGGAUUUACGAAUUUGAAAAAGACUUUUGAACCCUUACGGGAGUUGACGGGAGAAGAUAAAAUCAUUGAAAAUGACGAAUACGAAGAUAAUGACGUUCAUGUGAAAAUUACUGAAUUAACUACUAGUGAUAUGGCAGCCCAACGCCACAUGUUAGGUGAAAAUCAAGGUCGUGAUAGCGAAGAAAGUGCUGAAGAAGAGAAUAGCGAAAAUGACAACGAUAUUGAUGCAAACGUUGUACCUGGCAUGGAUUAUGAUAUCAAUGUUAAAGAAAAGGAAACUAAAAAAACAACAAAGAGGGAAUCCGAAGAUGUGCCUAAGAAGAACGUAAAAAUGUUCAAUCAAAACAUAGAUCUGAAAAAUAAAAGGGAUUUGGAUCGUUUGAAGAAGAAAAACUCUUUAAAGCAACUUAAGAAAAGUAAAGCCUUUAAAUUGAAAGAACGCCUUGAUAAAAAAAUUAAUCAGAAAAUCGCUCGAAAAGAAAGAAAUAAUACAUUGAGAAGUCUGCCGAAGCACUUAAGGAAAAAGAAGAAGCUAGAAAGUGCAUCCUAUUGCAAAGGGCGCUUGGUUAGUCAGAAACACCUAAAAAGGAAAUCCGAACGGUGAAUUUUUAUAUUAAAGAAAGUAAAGUCAUAUUACAAAAAGUAAUGUAAAGUCACAUUAAAGAAAUUAAGUACGUAAGAAACGCACUGCUCAUUCCUUUUAGUUGAGAAAUUUGCUUCAAGUAGAAGUUAUUGAAUUCUUUUGAUUAUAUCAGAAGCAGAAUUGGCUUCCAGUUCUCACAAUGCAUUUUAUUAUCUUGUAUCUGUUUAACUUCUUUUGCUGCCUAUUACAUCAAAUAAAAAGUGAAAACAUUUUCUUAACUCUU
This is a messenger RNA of Glossina fuscipes, 1248 nucleotides long. It is a transcript of the gene vito, whose product is annotated as nucleolar protein 12. The transcript is spliced from 2 exons. Gene Ontology annotation, cellular component: nucleolus. Gene Ontology annotation, molecular function: RNA binding. The record is from RefSeq and is a predicted model, not a curated record. Lineage: Eukaryota; Metazoa; Arthropoda; Insecta; Diptera; Glossinidae. The coding region runs from base 207 to 986 and encodes 259 amino acids.